Candidula unifasciata is the source of this 1554-nucleotide messenger RNA. Lineage: Eukaryota; Metazoa; Mollusca; Gastropoda; Stylommatophora; Geomitridae. The record is from the annotation of a GenBank genome assembly.
AUGGACGGAGAUUAUUAUUCACCCUCUGGAACUAAGCGUGGCAAUGACGAUGGCAUGCAGGUUAAUGAUGGUAUGGGAGAUUCAAAUGAUGCUAAGAAGGCAAAGUUUGACAAUCAGGCUAAUGGACCUUCACGAGUGGUUCAUGUACGCAGCUUGCCCAAUGAUGCAGGCGAGACAGAUGUUGUCCAGCUUGGCCUGCCUUUCGGUAAAAUGACCAACGUCCUGCUGCUCAAACAAAAGAAUCAGGCAUUCUUGGAGUUUGAGGACGAGACCAGUGCCAUCAACAUGGUGUCCUACUUCAAAACCAACCCAGCCCAAGUGCGUCUCAAGUCUUGCUAUGUCCAGUUCUCCAACCACAAGCAACUCAAAACUGAUAGUUCCAAUUCACUGAACUCAGGUGUGCAGUUUGCCCUGCAAGCAGCACAAGGUCUGCUUGGAGCUGGAGGAGGAGGGGGAGGACAUGGAGGCGAACGAACAGUCCUCAGAAUCAUCGUGGACAAUGUGUUGUACCCAGUCACCUUGGAAGUCUUGCAUCAGCUGUUCUCCAGAUUUGGAAAGAUCAUGAAGAUUAUUACCUUCACCAAGAAUAACACAUACCAGGCGCUUCUUCAGUUUUCAGACCCAGUAUCUGCUGCAGCUGCUAAAGAUUCUCUGGACAACCAGAACAUCUACAACGGCUGUAACACUCUAAAAAUUGACUAUUCCAAGCUGACUAACCUCAAUGUCAAAUACAACAAUGAUAAGAGCAGGGACUUCACCAGGCCUGACUUGCCUUCUGGCGAUAACGGAAUGGACAAUGAUAUGGGGAUGGGAAUGGGAGCUGGCAUAUUGGGCUCAGGUGCUAAUGCAUUGGGUCUGGGCCUUGGUGGCUUCAACUUUAAUGGAAAUCAGCUGGGUAACCGCAUGGGAGGCGGCAUGGGCAACAUGGGAGGCAUGGGUGGUGGCAUGAACCAAGGAGGGGGCGGUGGCUCUGGCACACCCUGUAUCCUGGUGUCUAACCUGGACGAGGAUAAAGUCACUCCAGAUGCUUUGUUUCAACUGUUUGGUGUUUAUGGUAACGUGCACAGGGUAAAGAUCCUCUUCAACAAAAAAGACAAUGCACUGAUACAGAUGGCAGAUCCAUCUCAAGCUCAACAAGCCAUCACAUACUUGGACAAGGCUCGCUUGUGGGGAAAACAAUUGAGAGUGGCCCCAUCUAAACAUCAGCUGAUCCAGAUGCCCAAGGACGGACAGUCGGAUGCUGGUCUCACUAAGGACUACGUCAACUCACACCACCACAGAUUUAAGAGGGCCGCUUCCAAGAACUACAUAUUCCCUCCUACUUCAGUCCUCCACUUGUACAACGUAUCUACCUUAGAGGAAGAUGACAUCCGUAGUCUGUUCUCCCAGUAUGGAACAGUGAAGGCCUUUAAAUUCUUCAACAAUGACAGGAAGAUGGCUCUGCUGGAGAUGUCUUCUGUUGAGGAAGCAACUCUGGCUCUCAUGGGUCUGCACAAUUACCAGGUGGAGGACAAUCUCCAUAUGAGGGUCUCCUUUUCCAGGUCCACCAUCUAA